Molecule: messenger RNA, 861 nt
Organism: Humulus lupulus (European hop)
Lineage: Eukaryota; Viridiplantae; Streptophyta; Magnoliopsida; Rosales; Cannabaceae
Product: vegetative cell wall protein gp1-like
Exons: 1
Coding region: 52-693 (213 amino acids)
Source: RefSeq, a predicted model, not a curated record
CCCUAUAAUUUCACCCCAAAAAAAACUGAGUCCCAAAUCAUACUUGUAAUCAUGCAUUGGGUGGUUGUACUCUCCUUCUUACUACUCUCUUCGUCUAUGGUACAAGCCGACAAUGCACCCGCUCCUUCUCCUAAACCAACCACCAAGCCGCCUCCGCCUCCGCUGCCGCCGCACUCUGCUCCCGCUCAUUCCCCGACACCCUUUUCGUCCUCACCAUCCCACUCGAAGUCUCCGGCUCAUUCUCCGACAAAAUCUCCUUCUCCGGUGAUUUCUCCGUCUGUUUCGCCGGCUAAGUCUCCAUCCAAUACUCCGAAAGCUUCUCCAGUGGUUAGCCCGACUGUUUCUCCGCCAAGUACGUCUCCGGUUUCUGUGACUCCUGCCCCAAUGGCUUCCCCUCCGUCUUUGGCUCCAGUUAGUUCGCCAGAGUUGAGCCCGGUCGGUGCGGCGCCGGCAGCGGAGAGUCCGGUGAUUGCGGCUACACCCGAAGCGUCGUCUUCGAUUCCUUCGAGUUCGGAGACUCCGACAGAUUCUCCAUCGAUGUUUCCGUCGAGUAGCAGCCCACCGAAUCCGGCGGAGAGCCUUUCGCCGGAGACUGCUCAGGGUCCGGUUGGCGAUGGGUCUGGUUCGAACUCGAAGAAUGGAGUUCAUGUCGUUUUGAGUGGGCUUGCUAUUUGGGCCUCUUUGGCUAUCUAAGCCCAAUACGAUUAGUGGGCCUUGGUUUACAUUAUUGUCACUUUUAUUGUUUUUUUAGGAAAAUAUUUAGGUUAUUAUUUUCUAAUCUGAGUUUGCACUGGAUUGUUGUAACAAUUUUGUUGGAAGGGAAAAGACUCAUUUAUUUCUAAUAUCUCUAUCUUUUUUUUU